Messenger RNA from Arachis ipaensis, 886 nucleotides. NCBI's taxonomy places the organism in Eukaryota, Viridiplantae, Streptophyta, Magnoliopsida, Fabales, Fabaceae. The record is from RefSeq and is a predicted model, not a curated record.
CUUCCCUCCAUCUCUAUAUAUCUCCCUUAAAAAUUCACCAAUUAUUACUCCAUUCAGAUUCAGAUAUAUAGUUAGUUAGUUACUGCUCGAUACUCUGUCUCUGCACCAUGACGACCAACACAUCCACUAAAACUAGUUUGAGUAUGAAGCUUCUGAUAGACACAAAGAGUAAGAAAGUGCUGUUUGCAGAAGCUUCUAAGCAAGUGGUGGAUUUUCUCUUCACCUUGCUUCAGUUGCCACUUGCUACCGUCAUCAAGCUUUUAACCAAGGAAGCUGUGGUUGGUUGCUUGGGAAAUCUUUAUUCCAGCGUUGAAAACCUCAACCAUGAUUACUUUCAACCAAACCGAUCUAAGGAUCUUAUCCUUAAUCCAACCAUUCUUGGCUCUUCACCUUCCAUCUCCGGCCUCCUCCCUUCAUCUGCUACAAACCACUCCAAGAUAACUCUAAAGUUCUACAAGUGCAACAAUCAUUGCGGUUGCAGUGCUGUAACAGAUGUGUACAAUUCUAUUUGUAGCACCGGUUCUUGUAAUGGCCGUAUGACGACGGAAAUAAACUAUUUCAAAGCCACGACGGUUGAUACUUCUGGUCACAGUAAUAACAACAACGACAAUGGGUUUGUGAAAGGAGUGAUAACCUACAUGAUAAUGGAUGAUCUUGUCAUUGAACCCAUGUCAACAAUAUCCAGCAUCACCAUGCUUAACCGCUUCAAUAUCAAGGAUGUUGGUGUCUUGAAAGAAACCGUCGUUCAACUUGGCAUUACUGAGGUAUCUCUACUCUUACCGUCAUCUCAUUUAAACGUAACCUAUUCCAACUUUGUAAUAUAACCUUUAAUGUGUUACGUACAGGGCUUAAAGCUACUUAAGGCAUCCAUGGAAUCCCAGAUGGU